AUCCAGACACAGGAACUGCUGGACCAUGAGACUGUACCUCACUACUGGCUGACGGUCUACGCAACUGACCGUGGUGUGGUCCCGCUGUCUUCCUUCGUGGAGGUCUACAUCGAAGUCCAGGAUGCCAAUGAUAAUGCCCCACAGACCUCUGAACCUGUCUAUUAUCCGUCCGUCAUGGAGAACUCACCUAAAGAUGUCUCCAUCAUCCAGAUUGAAGCGUUUGACCCAGACACCAAGUCCAGUGAAAAGCUGUCCUACAAGAUCACUAGCGGGAACCCCCAGGGUUUCUUCAGCAUCAACCCUAAGACUGGUUUGGUCACCACCACGUCUCGGAAGCUGGAUAGAGAACAACAGGAUGAACAUAUUCUGGAGAUCACAGUAUCUGAUCAGGGUGUUCCUGUGAAGUCCGCCACCGUCCGUGUCAUCGUCAAAGUCCUGGAUGAGAAUGACAACAAACCACAGUUUAUGGAGAAAGUCUACAAAAUCAAACUCCCAGAGCGUGAAAAGCUGGAGAAAGAGCGUGCCCUCAGGAGAGAUCCCGUGUACCGCGUCAUCGCCUCAGAUCGAGACGAAGGGCCAAACGCUGUGAUUUCCUACAGCAUCGAGGACGGAGACGAACAGGGAAAGUUUUUCAUUGAGCCCAAAACUGGCAUGGUUUCCUUUAAGAAGUUUUCUUCUGCUGGAGAUUAUGAUAUCUUAACGAUUAAAGCAGUAGAUAAUGGCCGACCCCAGAAAUCGUCCACCUGCCGUCUACACAUCGAAUGGAUCCCCAAGCCGGAGCCGAGUGAGGUCCCUCUGGCAUUUGACGAGCCAUUUUACUCCUUUUCUAUCAUGGAGAGUGACCCCGUGGCACACAUGGUCGGGGUCAUCACUAUGGAGUCUGUGGAUACACCAGUCUGGUUUGAAAUAACAGAGGACAUGGCGGCUAAAGAGCUGUUUUACAUCGUUCAGAUGGCUUGCGACCUGAACUGCACUGCAGAAGGUGGUAAUUCUGACAGUCGAUUUGAGGUGGGAAAGGCGAGUGGGACGGUGAUUGUGGCCCAAGCGCUGGACGCAGAACAGAAAUCCCAUUACAACCUGACGGUGGACGCAACAGAUGGCACCAGAUCUGUCAGCACGCAGAUUCUUAUUAAAGUGAUCGACACCAACAAUCAUCGUCCUCAGUUCUCUAAGUCUAAGUAUGAAGUGAAUGUCCCUGAAGAUACCCCACCUGACACAGAGGUGUUACAGAUUACAGCUACAGACCAGGAUGAGAAGAACAAGCUAACCUACACCCUCCUCAGCAGCACUGACCCAUUCAGUCUACGCAAGUUCAGACUAAAUCCUGGAACCGGGGUGUUGUACACUGCAGAGAAACUAGACCACGAAACCAUGCACCAACAUACUCUAACUGUCAUGGUACGAGAUCAGGACAUUCCUGUGAAGCGGAACCUGGUGCGUGUGAUUGUAAAUGUGCAGGACACCAAUGACAAUGCACCUUGGUUCUCUGGUUCACCGUAUGUGGGCCGUGUGUUUGAGUCUGCUGCAAUUGGCUCUGCAGUGCUUCAGGUCUUUGCUCUUGACAAAGACAAAGGGCAGAAUGCUGAGAUCAUCUAUAGCAUUGAGUCAGGAAACGUGGGCAAUUCAUUUGCUAUUGAUCCUAUCCUGGGCACCAUCACUGUGGCAAAGGAGCUGGACCGUAGCAACAAGAACCGAUUUGAGCUAACUGUGAAAGCUUCUGACAAAGGCACACCACAACUUAGUGCUACUGCUUCUGUUGACAUAACUGUCACUAUUUCCGACAAUGCCAUCCCUAAAUUUGCAGGGAAGGAGUUUUCUGCUGAAGUCAGCGAAACCGCUCUGCCUGGAGCCUUUGUUAGUCUGGUUACCGCCAACAGCCGAUCAUCAGUGUUCUAUCAGAUUAAAGAUGGAAAUGUGAAUGGAGCGUUUGACAUCAACCCCAACUCUGGAGUCGUUGUGACCCAUUCGGUUCUGGAUUACGAGAUUAUUCCAUCAUACAAACUAACCAUUCAGGGAACCAACAUGGCUGGUCUGGCUAGUAACACUACUCUGCUGAUUCACUUGAAGGAUGAGAAUGAUAAUGCACCUGUAUUUAUUCAAGAUGAGUUCACUGGAAUGGUCAGCGAGUCUUCUCCAGUCAACAGUGUAGUCCUCACCAAAGACAACACACCACUUGUCAUCCGUGCUUUAGACACUGACCGUGAUGCUAACUCUAGGCUGGUCUAUCAGAUUGUUGAGCCAUUUGCCCAUAAUUACUUUGUCAUCGACUCUAGCACUGGUGCAAUCAGAACCAUCAGCGAAUUGGAUUAUGAGCAAAGAUCUGUGUUUCGCUUUUCUGUUCAAGUCCAUGACAUGGGAAUCCCCCGUCAUUUUGCAGAGAAGGCUGCUAACGUGACUAUUGAGAUCCUGGACGUCAAUGACUGCCCGCCUCAGUUCAGCCAAGGUCUAUAUGAAACCACAGUCUUAGUGCCAACUUACAAAGGAGUGGAAGUGAUCACGGUCAAUGCCACAGAUGCAGACUCAGGUCCAAACUCAAGGCUGUUUUACUCUACUGUCGAAGGCAAUAUUGGAGAGAAGUUUAAAAUGGACCCGGUCACAGGGGUUAUCACUAUUCAAAAUGUCACUCAGCUUAGAAGCAGGUAUGAGCUCAGAGUAAGGGUGUCUGAUGGCAGGUUUUCUAAAACAGCGUUGGUAAAAAUAAAUGUCAGAGAGAAUAAGGAGAGUACUCUGAGGUUCACCCAAGAAUCAUACAAGGCCUUUGUACCAGAAAAGUCCUUAGAGAAGAAGACUUUAGCUGUAAUUGCUGCAGUGGGAAGCCAAGUCAAUGAACCUUUGUUUUAUACAAUUCUGAACCCUGAUAAGAGAUUCACAAUAAGCCGUACUUCGGGAGUACUCUCCUCUACAGGCACACCCUUUGAUCGAGAAGAGCAAGCCGUAUUUGAUAUUGUGGUGGAGGUGACCAGAGAAGACAAGUCAUCUGAUGUAGCCCAUGUCCUUGUGACUGUGAUAAUCGAGGAUGUCAAUGAUAACCCACCUGUGUUUGUCAAUUUACCCUAUCAGGCACUGGUGCUGGUUGACACUGAGGUGGGUCACAUCAUCACAAAAGUGACUGCGGUUGAUGCAGAUAUAGACAGAAAUGCUGAGAUCAGCUACCAUCUUCAGGAGCUAAAUGAGUUUGUUAAGAUCAGCAUGGAUGGUGAAAUCUCACUAACAAAGAAGCUUGAGAAGGACUCCCUUAACACUGAAUUUAAAAUCACCGUUGUAGCCAGAGAUGGAGGUGAACCAACACUUUCCUCAUCUGUUGAAGUGCCAAUAAUGGUUGUAAACAAAGCAAUGCCUGUGUUUGAGAAAGCCUUCUACAGUCUGGAGAUCCCAGAGAACAUACCGUUACUAACGCCUGUUGUACACAUUCAGGCUAAUGACUCUGAAGGCCCUAGAGUAGUGUACACAAUCACAGAAGGGGACCCUCUCAAUCAGUUCUCCAUCAACUUCAAUACUGGCGUCAUUCAGGUUGUAAAGCCUUUGGAUUUUGAAACCCACCCAGCCUAUAAACUCAGCGUAAGGGCCACCGACUCGCUAACCGGUGCCAAAGCUGAAGUCUUUGUUGACAUAAUCUUGGAAGAUGUUAAUGAUAACCCACCUGUGUUCCAUACCAAAUUGUACAAUGCAAGUCUUUCAGAAGCCUCAGUGAUCGGGACAUCCGUAUUACAAGUCUCAGCUACAGAUGCUGAUACCGGUAACAACCAAGUGCUCUUUUAUCAGAUUGCUGAAGGUAAAGACAAGAGCUCUGAUUACUUUAGCAUCGAUCGUGACACAGGCACAAUCUGGACAACUCAGAUGCUUGACCAUGAAGAAAAACCCUCACAUAAGAUGAUGAUUAGAGCAGUUGAUGGUGGAGUACCUGCCCUUUCCAGUGAGGUCAUGGUGUUAAUUGAUGUAACGGACCUUAAUGACAACACUCCAGUGUUCUCACGGAAUGUCUAUGAAGCUACGGUCAGUGAACUGGCACCCCGUGGCCACUUUGUCACCCAGGUUCAGGCUUCCGAUGCUGACAACUCAGAUAGUGGUAAACUUGAAUUCUCAAUUAUGUCAGGAAAUGAAGGGCAAAACUUUGCUAUAGAUCCAAACACUGGGGCUAUAGUCAUAUCAAACCACCGGAAACCCCAUAUGGAGUCUCUCUACAACAUCAAUGUGUCUGUAUCUGAUGGUGUAUUCAGAAGUUCAGCUAUUGUGAAGGUCAAUGUUAUUAGUGCUAACUUUCACAAUCCUGCUUUCAACCAGGUGGAUUAUGUGGUUGAGCUUCUUGAGAACUCACCAGUUGGAACAUUAGUAGCUGAGGCUCAAGCGACAGAUGAGGACUCAGGUACAUAUGGAAGACUCACCUAUCAUAUAGUCAAUGACAUUGCUAAAGACAAGUUCUCAAUUUCUGAAAAUGGAGAGAUCUUCACUUUGGAGAGUCUUGACCGAGAGAAUCCACUGGAGAAAGUGAUUACGAUUUCUUUAAUCGCUAAAGAUGGCGGUGGCAAAGUUGGCUUCUGCACUGUAAAUGUGAUCUUAACGGAUAUCAAUGAUAAUGCCCCGCAGUUCAGAGCUGCUGAUUACAGAGUUAAUGUUGCUUCCGACAUGCCAAGAGGAACAACCAUACUUAAGAUUGCAGCGUCCGACAUGGAUGAAGGUAGUAAUGCAGACUUCACCUAUUCUAUUGAAGGAGACGCAGACAAUGUUGAGGAGAAUUUUGAAAUCCACCAGUUUAGUGGUGUCAUUGUAACAAAGGAAAGCCUCAUUGGAUUGGAGAACCAACUCUACAUGUUUCUUGUACGAGCAAAAGAUGGUGGAAAUCCCAUCAAGUCCUCUGUUGUUCCAGUCUAUGUCAGGAUUCUUGCUCCUGAGGUCCCAGUGCCAAAGUUCAUAGAGUCCCACUACAGGUUUGCCAUAGAUGAAGAUCUUCCUCUUGGUUCAGAAAUAGAUGUCAUUCAGGCUGAAAGUGAUCAGCCAGUCUUUUACAGCCUGGUGAAAGGGAAUACUCCUGAGAGCAACCAAGAUGAGGUAUUUGUAGUUGACCCCACCUCAGGAUCUUUGAAGCUGGAGAAGAAGCUUGACCACGAGAGCACCAAAUGGUAUCUGCUAACCCUACAAGCACAAAGCGAAUAUGAUGGUAACAAAGUCAUCUCCUCUGUGGACAUUAGCAUCCAGGUCAAGGACGUCAAUGAUAAUCCACCGCUCUUUGAGUCAAACCCUUAUGAAGCUUUCGUUGUAGAGAAUCUUCCAGGUGGCACCUCUGUUAUACAGGUAAAGGCCACUGACCUGGACUCUGGCACUAAUGGCCAUAUGAUUUACAAUCUAGAUUCCAACCAAGAGACAAGGGACAUUGCAGAAUUGUUUGCCAUCAACAGUGAAACGGGAUGGAUUACCACAUUAAAGGAACUUGACCGUGAGAAGAAAAGCAAGUACACUGUUUCAGUCUUAGCCACAGACCGUGGAGACAAAGUACAGCUGAUGGCCAAAACUAAGGUGGAUGUCACAGUGGUAGAUGUGAAUGACAACCCACCAAGGUUCACAGCAGAGAUCUAUAAGGGCACAGUAAGCGAAGAUGACCCACCUGGAGGAGUCAUAGCCAUUCUUAGCACUGCAGACCUGGACACAGAGGACAAUAACAAGCAAAUCAACUACUUUAUCACAGGUGGAGACCCCUUGGGACAGUUUGGCAUUGAGCAUACUCAAGGCGAGUGGAAGGUCUCUGUGCAGAAGCCUCUCGACAGGGAGGAGAAGGACAAUUACUUGCUGAACAUUACGGCCACUGACGGGACCUUCACAGCCAAGGCUGUGGUUGAAGUCAAGGUCUUAGAUGCCAAUGACAACAGCCCAAUUUGUGAGAAGUCAUUCUAUAUGGAAAGUGUCCCGGAGGACUCCCCUGCGGGUAGACUGAUCCUGCAGGUCUCCGCCACAGAUGCCGACAUCCGUUCCAAUGCACAGAUCUCCUACGAGCUGCUAGGGCCCAGAUCAGAGCACUUUAGCAUCGACUCUGAGACAGGUGAAUUGAAAACACUGCUCCCUCUGGACCGUGAAGAAGAGGAGGUUCACAAGAUGAAGGUGCACGCUCUGGAUGGAGGCGGACGCUUUUGUGAAGCAGAAGUUGAAAUCACAGUCGAAGAUGUCAACGACAACGCUCCGCAAUUCACCUCUGACCCCUACACCUUCACUGUGUUUGAAAACACAGAGAUAAACACACCUGUGGCUCGCCUGUAUGCCUCAGACCUGGACACGGGUUCUAAUGCAGAGAUCCUCUAUUCACUGCUGGACUCUGCUGAUGGUGUGUUCUCCAUCGAUGAGGAAACUGGCAUCGUGCAUCUGGAUCGUCCUCUGGACCGUGAACUCCAGUCACUCUACACCCUCCGCGCCUUUGCCACAGACCGUGGGUCCCCGCGGCGUCUCUCUUCCCUCACCACUGUCAGUGUUUCCAUCUUGGACAUCAACGACAACCCUCCAGUGUUUGAGCGACGCGAGUACACUUCCACCGUCUCUGAAGACAUUCCGGUGGGCACCCAGGUGUUACGGGUGCACGCAGCCAGCCGAGACACAGAAGCAGGAGCAGGGAUUACAUACGCCAUUAUCAAUGGAAACGAGAGAGGAGCGUUCCGCGUCGACCCCCAUACAGGUGGUGUCUUCGUGAUCGAGCCUUUGGACUACGAAACAGCACAUGAGUAUUAUCUAACAGUGGAGGCUACAGAUGGAGGCACGCCGUCACUCAGUGACAUGGCCACAGUGAACAUCAACCUGACGGAUGUAAACGACAACAGCCCCGUCUUCAGCCAAGAUAUUUACUCUGCUGUGGUCAGCGAAGACGCAGAACUGGGAAAGAUCGUGCUCGCUGUCAUGGCUGACGAUGCAGAUGGUCCAUCCAGUAAUCAGGUGCGCUUCUCCAUCAUUGAUGGCAAUCAAGGCAGUCCUUUCACCAUCGACCCCAUCAGAGGAGAGGUCAAGGUGGCCCGCCAGCUCGACAGAGAGAAGACUUCAGGUUACACACUGACUGUGUUGGCCUCUGACAAUGGAAGCCCGGCUCGAUCUAGCAGCGCUACGGUCAACAUAGACGUCUCGGACAUAAACGAUAACCCACCUCUCUUCUCUCAGGCCAACUACAGCAUCAUUAUACAGGAGAACCAACCAGUUGGUACCAGUGUUCUCCAGCUGACCGUGUCUGACCGUGAUGCCUCCCACAAUGGACCUCCUUUCACAUUUUCUAUCAUCAGUGGGAACGAGGGCGAAGCCUUCCAAAUCACUCCUCAGGGCGUGCUGGUCUCCGCGGCAACUCUGAGCCGCCAGACUCAAGAGUUCUACCUCCUACAGGCCCAGGUAACGGACAGCGGUCGCCCACCAUUGGUCUCCACGGCGUUUGUGAGUGUACGUUUGAUCGAGGAGAGCAUCUACCCUCCUGUCAUUCUUCCCCUGGACAUCUUUAUCACCACAGCAACAGAUGAAUAUUCAGGUGGGGUCCUGGGUAAAAUCCACGCCACCGAUCAGGAUGUUUAUGACACUCUAACCUACAGCCUCGCACCCGAUAGUUCCUCCACCUCUGAAAACUCUGGCCUCUUCUCUGUCUCCCCCGCUGAUGGGAAACUCGUGGCCCGUGGGAAUCUGGAUGCUGGUCAAUACGUCCUUAACAUUACAGUGACAGAUGGUCGCUUUACUGCUGCUGCCCGAGUCAAUAUUCACGUACGGCAGGCAACAGCACAAGCGCUCGAUAACUCCAUCGCUGUGCGUUUCUCUGCAAUAGCGCCGGAGGAGUUUAUCGGAGAUUAUUGGCGUAACUUUUUGCGGGCUUUGCGGAAUAUCGCCGGUGUCAGACGCGGAGACGUGCAGUUAGUCAGCUUGCAACCUGCUGCUGAUGCCUCCGGUGACCUGGAAGUACUUCUAGCUCUAGAAAGGUCAGGAAGUCCAUUCCAGCCCCAGGAAGUGGUGUACAGGAAGCUGAAUGCCUCAGUUGGGGUAAUCGAAGAGAUGACUGGAGUCCGUAUUGUACGAGUUGUGAAGAAACUCUGUGCCGGUUUGGACUGUCCUCUUAGUUACUGCCAAGAGACGGUUUCCUUGGAGACGGGAGCAGUGUCGACCUACAGCACGGCUAGGAUUAGUUUUGUUACGCCACGUCACAUGCGCACAUCCAAAUGUCUCUGUGAAGGAGCUGAGUGUCCUGUCCUGAGUAAACUCUGUGAGGCAAGCCCCUGUCCUGAUGGCAUGGAGUGUGUAGAAGACCCCAUACACACCAAAUUCAAAUGCAUCUGUCCUGAGGGAAAACAGGAAGAGUGCUCAGAGCGUCAGUCCUUAACAUUCAGCGGAAAUGGAUAUGCACGGUACAGGCUAAUGGAGAAUGAGAAUAAGGAAGAAAUGAAGCUGUCCCUCAGACUGAGAACGUUCUCCACCCACGCCACUGUCAUGUACGCCAAAGGCACAGACUACAGCAUACUGGAGAUUGUGAACGGCCGCCUGCAGUACAAGUUCGACUGCGGCAGUGGUCCUGGUGUGGUGUCUGUGCACAGUACCCAGGUCAGUGAUGGAGAGUGGCACACUGUCUCUCUCGAGGUAGAUGGCAACUACGCUAGACUGGUCCUAGAUCAGGUCCACGCUGCGUCUGGCACUGCUCCGGGAACUCUGCGCACACUCAACCUGGACACCAGCAUGUACUUUGGGGGUCAUGCACGGCCGGCGUCCGGCUCAGGAAGACUUGUGGUAAAUGGGCUGCGGGGUUGUCUGGAGGGGAUUGUGUUUAAUGGGAGGGAGCUGCCGCUGUCUCAGGUUCGAGGGGUUCACUCCGUCCUGGAGGAGCUGGUCGAGGCGGCUCCCGAAUGCAGCUUGGCUCCUCCAGUCCAGGGCUGCUCCAGUAACCCCUGCACUAAUGGAGGCACAUGUUCAUCACUGCCUAAUGGAGGGUAUUUCUGUAAGUGCACCGCUGCGUUCAUGGGCACUCACUGUGAAGUCACAAUCAGCCCCUGUGCCUCUAACCCCUGCCUCUAUGGAGGCACAUGUAUCCCACGAGGAGGAGACUUCUACUGCCAGUGCAGAGGACAGUACUCUGGGCAACGGUGUCAGCUGGGUCCAUACUGCACAGAUAACCCGUGUAAGAACAGCGGCAAGUGCAUUGAUAGCCUGGAUGGUCCCGUGUGUGAGUGUGAACCAGGUUUCCAAGGAGACAGGUGCCUCAGUGAUGUAGAUGAGUGUCUGAAGAACCCUUGUGGCAAUGGUGGUCACUGCCAGAACACGUACGGCUCCUUCAACUGUAACUGCUCUGCGGGCUACAGUGGGCGCCACUGUGAACUCCGUUCUGAAAUCCGCAACGAAUUUAUCUCCACCUCUUGGAACAUCGGCCUGGAGGAAGUAAUCGGAAUCGUCGUCUUCGUUGCCAGCAUCUUCCUUAUCGUCCUACUGUUCGUUGUGGUUCGCAAGCGCAUUUGCCGGCGCUCAAAAUCCAAAUCUGACGAUGACGACAAGUUCGGCGUAGGCACAGGAGCCCCACACGCCUUCCUCCAGCGGCCGUACUUCGACUCCAAACUCAACAAGAACAUCUACUCUGACAUCCCACCGCAGGUCCCUGUUCGGCCCAUCUCCUACACUCCCAGCAUUCCAAGCGACUCCCGCAACAAUCUGGACCGCAACUCAUUUGAGGGCUCGGCCAUACCAGAGCACCCAGAAUUCAGCACGUUCAACCCUGAUUCGGUGCACGGGCACAGGAAGACAGUGGCUGUCUGUAGUGUAGCACCUAACCUGCCUCCUCCCCCACCCUCCAACUCAGUGUCUGAUAGCGACUCCAUACAGAAGCCCAGCUGGGAUUAUGACUACGAUGCUAAAGUGGUGGACUUGGACCCGUGUCUAGGUAAGAAGCCGGUGGAGGACAGUGCCUGUCACCCUUACAACACCAGAGGCAGCAUGUCUGAGGUCCACUCUCUCAGCUCCUUCCAGUCCGAGUCAUGUGACGACAAUGAGUCAUUCUCGGCUCAUGAACACAAGAACCCAAGAGGCUAUCAUUGGGACACAUCUGACUGGAUGCCGAGUGUUCAGCUUCCUGGAAUCCAGGAAUUUCCUCAGUAUGAGGUAGUGGAGGCCCCACCCACCAUUUACAGUGACCCCGCCCUGUUGGACACGGACUACUAUCCCGGCGGAUACGACAUUGAAAGCGACUUCCCUCCUCCACCCGAUGACUUUACUUCCCACGACGACUUGCCCCCUCCUCCGCCCGUGCCGGAGUACGGGGAUCGCUACGGCACAUUGCAGCCCACCACACGAGCGCUAAACAGCGCCCCCUCUAGUCCCGGAGGAUCUGGAGUACGCCAGCGCCCACCCUUGCCCCAACUCUACAGCCUCACCCAAUUCCUACCCCACCACCAUUACUCAUCAGACCCCGAACCCCAGACCAACCCCACCAGCACCAUCACAUCAUCCUCCACCGGAGGAUACCGGCACGGAGGCUUCCCGCUGGGCUAUGGCCGCGACUUCGAUCCCCCCGCUGCCGAUAACAUGUCGCUCUCGCUGUACACGUCCACGGCGUCCUGCUCGGACAUGUCCGCCUGCUGUGAGGAGUCAGAAGUGAUGAUGAGCGAUUAUGAGAGCGGCGGAGAGGAGGAGGGAACGCAGUUUCAGAGGCUCAUCAUACCGCCGCUGGACUCUCAACAGCAGCAGCAUACUGAAGUCUGACACUGGAUCCAGAAUAUCAAAAGUGCCUAAAUGAAACCCUGCUACAGGAGACUGAUUGUGUGUUCAAACCAUAACCACACCACAUACACGGUACACAAACGUAGUCUUACACUUAACGUAAAUGCCAAACAUCCAAACGCACACAUUGUAUACAUCUGUAUCUCCCUCAAGAGAGGUUUUGAAAAGACGUGCUUAAACACGAGUUCUCUCCAGUAGCUCUUGUGGGCAGUUAUUAAUAUUAUUAUUAUUAUUUAACAGUAUUGGGGAGAACAUUAGACUUGGCUGUGCCAUUAAAUAAUAUGUUGAUCAUCAUGCAUACGAUCAUGCUGAGAUGUACAAUUUACACAAAAUAUAACUGAUAUAUUGUCAUGGAUAUUGGGAGAAAAGCAUAAUUUCAAUCAUCAAGGUGAUAUCUGUAUUUGUAUAGAUAUAACCAUGCAAACUGAUUUUUUUAUACAAAUCCUCAUUCAUUUGUAAUGUAAAUUUUAAUGUACAGUUUUGGUUUCAAGGUUUUACUAGGUUUUUGUAGAUAUUUUUUGCUUUUUUUUUCAAAAAAGAAAGACAGGAAAAAGUAGUAUACCAACUCAAAUGGUGUGUAUCAGCCUUACUGUAUGUCCAUUCACAAGCAAAGAAAAUAAUUUUUAAAAAUACAUAAAAAAAUGUCAAGGAUGUGAAUGUGUGAUCUUCACAACACAUGUUCAUUUCUGAAAGGAUGUCUGCAUAUUCUUGUGAUGUGUUAUGUUAUGUUUUCUUUUCUUUUUUUUUGUUCUUUGUAAAUUGUGACUUUGGAACAUCUUUAUUUUUUGACCAUGAAAAUGGGACCCAAUAUAUUUAUAGUGCGAGAUUAUUCACAGACAUGUGACUUUUUCAGGGUCUGCGUUUGUGUGAGCAAUGCUAUGGUCUUGUUUCAUGAUUUUUAUUAAAUACUGCCACUAGCUUAACUGCUUUACUACUGGCAAUAAAUUAUUCUCUAAAAUGGG
Messenger RNA from Sinocyclocheilus rhinocerous, 11660 nucleotides. RefSeq names its product protocadherin Fat 1-like. The record is from RefSeq and is a predicted model, not a curated record. NCBI's taxonomy places the organism in Eukaryota, Metazoa, Chordata, Actinopteri, Cypriniformes, Cyprinidae. Gene Ontology annotation, molecular function: cadherin binding; calcium ion binding; beta-catenin binding. Bases 175 to 10680 code for a protein of 3501 amino acids. The transcript is spliced from 27 exons. Gene Ontology annotation, cellular component: catenin complex; plasma membrane. Gene Ontology annotation, biological process: multicellular organism development; neuron projection development; homophilic cell-cell adhesion.